CUUCACAUUCCCUCCCUCAUUUCAAUAAUAGCUCGUCUUUUCUUUUUUCUUUUUUCUUUUUUUUUCUUCUUUGCUUUUACUUCUUACUGCUCAUUGUUCUUUACUCCGCUAACAUCCUGUUGUGGCCAAAUAGACUUUUUUAUCCCACCUUCAGCUCACUCACUCACACUCAGGAACAUUCGCUGCAUCCCUUUCUUUCUCUCUCCUCUCUCUCCUCUUUCCUCUCUCUUUCCUUUCCCCACACACCUGACUCAUUGCCUUUUUCGUUCCCUCUCUUUUAAAGAAAUAUUUUCACAUUGACCCUCGGGUGUACUGAUUGACCAUCCUUAUCGCUUCUUCUUCAUCUUCGGUACCCCUUCCCCGUCCGGACAAUUUGUCUCCCUCUCUUCUCCUUGAUACGAGGUCGCCUUUUCUUCUUCUUCUUUUCUUUUUAGUAUGACAAAGAUCAAACCAAGGCUCAUAGCGCGUAUUUCCUGUCAAGAAUGCAGACGAAGAAAGACCCGUUGCAACUUUGAUGGUCAGAGUCAAAAGUGUUCAACAUGCCAAAGAAUUGGCACUGCAUGUAUCUUCUCUCAAAAGAACGGUGUCAUUCUAGAUAUCAAAAAAGUCAUGGAGGAAAACAACCCACAUCUAGUACACCAGCGUGAGAAGGAGCAGCGUGCAAAAGAAAAGGCUCGGCUGUCAUCCACACCCACACCCACAAUCCCUGCUUCUAGCUCCUUAGCAGCACCAAAUCCAUUGCCUCUGGCUCCCGCCUCAAAAGCGAAUUCAGACACCUCGAUAUAUUCACAAUUCACCCUGCCGUCCUCUUUCUCCUCAACCACCGGUGGUGGGAAUGUGCCGUUUGUGAAGAAAUCAAAUAAAAGCUAUAGCAUCUCUGCCUCUGCAUUUUAUCUCAACGACCGGUCAUCGUCAACAGAAGACCUAUCUAAUGUCCUUGAUCGACUUCAGAUCGAUGCCUUUGGAAUCGCACCGCAUACCCUCCGUAGCUUCAGCCAGGUUGCUGGCGACAAUGAUUCUACAGAAACUUCUUCAGUUGAAGUUUCGGAUUCAGAGAACACAGCAAAACCCACCGAUCUUAACCAAAGUGGAGAGGCGAACGACAAUAGCUUCAAUUCAACUAAACACGAUGUCUCUGACAACAAUUCGUUUUACAAGUCCGGUUACGGCUAUGACAGGCCCAGUCCCAGCCGUGGGCAUAAGCCAUCAAGGAGCCGAUCCAUUCCUUUGAUCGACAUCGAACAUGAUUUGAUUGAUCUAUACUUCAAGCAUGUUCAUCCGUUCUUGCUUGUCCUACACAAACCUUCUUUUCUGCGUCGUCUGCAUGAUCCAAAGGACCCUGUCCCAGAUUUUUUGUUGGCUUCAAUGUACGCUGUGGCAUCACACUAUGCACCGGGACGGGAACAGGAUGGUAGACGUUACUUUCAGCUGUGGCUCAGCCGACUGGAUGAUGCUCUGGACAAGCCUCGACUCUCAACUAUUCAGUCGCUAUUAAUGAUUAUAAAGUAUCAGGAGGGUGUCAAGAGAACAGGAUUCUAUUUCCGCACAUACAUGUACACUCAAAUGGUGAUUGUAUUAGCCAGGGAAUUACAAUUGCACAAGACAACGCCUGUGAACGCAAAAUUAGACCCAGAGAACCAUGAAGUUAGGAGGCGACUCUUUUGGGCUAUCUUUGUACUUGAUCAAUUCCUUUCUGUCUCACAGGGCAGGACUAUGAGUUUCAGGGAAGUUGAGCCAGAGGCGGACCUGCCUAGGACCGAUAACGAGGACCCAAAUGACCCUGAAGAAAUCGAAACCAUUGAAAACGCAGUCGAAUACAUUAAGCUCGUUAAGAUUGACCAUCAAGCACUUAUCCUGGCCAGGAAAUUCCUCACAAAGGUCGUCACGCCUGAAGAAACUAUCCCUCAAGGUCUUUUCCUCCAUCAAGCGAUGUUGGCAUGGAAGAUCAACUUGCCCCCAAGACUCCAGUUAGCGCCCAACAUGUCACCGCAUACGCCUUUUGUCGCAAUGUUGCAUAUCUUGUAUCAUGCAUGCGCCAUCAUGGUCCAGCGCUGUUACUGUGAGGACGCCAGUGUCAGUCAUUUGGAGAUUGCAGCGGCUUCACGAGAGACAUGUACAGUAUCAGCAACCAGCAUCACAGUGAUUAUCGACGACCUUUACACAAAUCAUGGAAUGGUACCACUCACGUAUCCAUUACGAGGAUGUUAUUUCAUUAUUUACUGCUUGAUUGCUGCUGCUACAAUACAGGUGAAUGAUAUUCGCCAGGGAGUGAACGGACCCAUCAUGUUCAAGCGCUCAUUAGCGCUGCUCAAUCAUUUGUUGAGAGAAUCAACUGCAGUAGAUAUCGGACGAGAGGUGGAGCUGUUGAAGAACUCAAUGGAUACGAGCGUGGAGGACAAAAGGUCACCAAGUACGACAGUAGCAACAAUGCCCCACGACAACCGGCCUUCACUGAAACCAAUCUUACCUAUGUCGCAAAAGUACGGACCCAAACUGAACUUUGGUGGCUCAGCUAUGUCUCCGAUCCGUCCACGUAAAAUUUCACCCAAGGCCUCCACAUCACCAGCAAGCCCAGGCAUUGCUGGUGAUAACUCGAAGGAACGUCAGCAAUUAGAUUCGAAUCAUAAUGAUUCCGCCUCCCAAACUAUGACUAAUAACAAAAAUAAUGAUCGCGUUGAGAACACAAAGGAUUCAGAGCACAGGCGGGCUAAUUCAACCUCAAGAUCCUCACAAAGCCCCAGCAGUCAGGUAUUGGAUGAUGAUUUGGACAUUACAAUUAAAUCUUCGCCAUCCCCAGUUAUGUCGUCUCGAUCAAUCUCUUCAUUCAACAGCAAUGAUACACCAACGGGAAGUUCGGAGCCGUUCUUACGUUCUGUGCCUACGUUUACGGCUCCUGCCUCGCUUCCAUCGGACUUCAAUGCAUUCGUACAGGCACAGCUGCGGAACCUUGCUGCUAACAGCAAUCAGAGCCAGCCACCACCGCCUAUGUCUCUUUCCCAAUUCUUUGCAUUCCAGCAAGAUCAACAACGACUGCAACUUCACAAACUAUGGGUGCAACAACAGAUACAGCAGGCACAGCAGAUACAGCAGCAAUCAAACACCUCGACACUAGCAACCUCAUCUCAGGACUUUAUAGCUACGCAAGCACAGGAUCAACGACCGAUUCAGCAGCUGCAGCAACUCCAUCAGCAACAGUCAUUAUCUCCGAGUGAUCCAAUGAUGUUCAAUACAUUCUUGACUAAUUUUUCGGCGCUGAAUAAUUAUCAGCAGCUAAACUCGGACCAAGCACAAAAUGAACUUUUAUCCAUGCUGGUUUCAUCCAAUCUCAAUUAUACGGGCAUUAACGCCGGUAAUGAUAGUAAUAGCAAUCUCAGUAACAGUACACUUGAUCUGAGCGCAUAUUUACAACAACAGCAACAACAACAACAGCAGCAGCAGCAACAGCAAGACCAGCAACAAGAUCCAUUAUCUUCAUCCCUAUCGCCAUCAAGUACAACCAUGUCCUCAAUAUUUAGCCCAGACAUGCAACAGGAGUCAAUGAAUAGUUUUUUGUUCUCAUCAAAUAAUGAUACCAAUACCACCUCUGUCAGUACAAAUUCAAUAGCGCAGCAAUCCCAGGGUAGUGAAACUUGGGAUGAAUCCAAAAUGGCUGAUGCAGCGCUUGCAAGGAAUCAUCUAUUGGAUACACCCUCACCCGAGUCUUUUCCUGUGCUAGAUAUGGCCAGUUCAUUUCCAUCGUAUCUAAGUAUGGAUAGUGCGGUGCCUUUUGGAGUACGACAGGCGAUUGGGGAUGCAGAAAAAAUCUUUAAAUUCCAAGCGCAAUCAGGCUUGCCUGUUGACUAAGGAGCAAAAUAACUUUUGCUUUUAUUUAUAUCAUGUAUACUAUUCUUAUUCCUAUAAUAAAUAUCCU
This is a messenger RNA of Lobosporangium transversale, 3910 nucleotides long. Its product is annotated as fungal-specific transcription factor domain-domain-containing protein. Lineage: Eukaryota; Fungi; Mortierellomycota; Mortierellomycetes; Mortierellales; Mortierellaceae. Gene Ontology annotation, molecular function: DNA-binding transcription factor activity, RNA polymerase II-specific; zinc ion binding; DNA binding. The record is from RefSeq and is a predicted model, not a curated record. The transcript has 2 exons. The coding region runs from base 436 to 3843 and encodes 1135 amino acids. Gene Ontology annotation, biological process: regulation of DNA-templated transcription; DNA-templated transcription.